ACACGCAUGCAUAAGAGAUGGCUGUAUCUGGAAAGAUGAUGAUGUACGUGAACAUCAAAUCACGUGGAGAUGAGUUACAUGAAAUCAUUAGGUUCAGGCCAAACGACCUAGCUUUGAUGUUGCCUGAUAAGGUUCAUAGCUGUGUUCUGCUUGAUGGUGAAUGGGGCGCGGUUGGAUCCAUCAUUUCCUGGAACUUUACAUACGAUGAAAAAGUGGAAGUAUUUAAGCAACAAAUUGAAGAAGUAGAUGAAGCAAACCACAAGAUAGUGUUCAAGAUACUUGAAGCAAGACUAUUGGAAAAGAUAUACAAGUCCUUCAAGAUCACAUUUCAUGUUGAAGAACAAGCAGAGGGACGUGAUAGAAAGUUGGGUGCCGUGACCUUCGAAUUUGAGAAAGAGAACUCAAAGUUCCCCUAUCCAACUGCUUUCAUGGAUUUUCUAUGUGAUGUUUUCAGCCUCCUAGAUGACUAUAACACCAACAAAUAAAUAUAUAUAAAAAGUGUGUGUUAAGAACCCAGCUGCCGUAACUCAUGCAUGUAUCUUUGGUUGCCUUGUAUUGUAACUCAUGUGUUAAAUUAGUAACAAAUCUGGUUGCUUUUCGGGAAAAAAGAAAUUUCCGAACAUGUAUGCAUGCUUUCUUCUUCUUGUUAAAAUA
This is a messenger RNA of Erigeron canadensis, 654 nucleotides long. RefSeq names its product MLP-like protein 43. Gene Ontology annotation, biological process: defense response. The record is from RefSeq and is a predicted model, not a curated record. NCBI's taxonomy places the organism in Eukaryota, Viridiplantae, Streptophyta, Magnoliopsida, Asterales, Asteraceae. The transcript is spliced from 2 exons. The coding region runs from base 18 to 485 and encodes 155 amino acids.